UCAUAUGUGCUUGAGUCAUUCACGUGACUAGCUAGGUAGGUGCAUUACUGCCAAGGCGCGGCUGACAUCUCGUCGAUUACGUGUGCAUGACUUCCAGGUUAAUGUGCGCGGGACAAGUUACAUUUUGUGCUAUGUAACAGCUCAGAGGACAAUGUCCGAAGACAUACCAUCAAUGGUGCAGCCGCAGUCGCAGACGCCGAGCAAUCAACCUCAACGAUUAGACACAAGACUGGUACUGACCCGGGACUGGCUGGCCGGCAGUCAUGGACAAAAUAAUUAUUCAGACAAUGUGAUUGAGGUUACGUCCUCGACGGCUUUGCAGAUGCACAGAAUCGUGGCUUCACCGCCCUUGCCUCCUGAGGACUACGACAUACAUGAACCCGAGUCAAAUGCUGAGCUUAUCGCGCUGCCAUUGUCAUCUACACACUCUGUGACAUCGGAUGAUUCGAAUCCAAGAUCAUUUGCUGCUCCCGACAAUUCGUUUCUGGAACUCUCGCCUCAGAUGGUACCUCUACCGGCAUCAAUCGUUUCGGAAUCAAGGACUUGUACGAAUGCUCCUUUCAGCCGACGCACAACGAACGCAUCUCUUAUCUCUGGUCAAAAUCCACGACCUGGGUUGUAUCAGGCGACCGUGGAGACUGUCACUGAUAGCGACGCAGCUGGUGGAGUUCAUAACUCCACAAGAGAUUCAAGACUGUCUUCAGUUUCAACGAACUCCUCUGGUCCAAGACAAGCAAUUCAUACAAUACCUGAAGUACAUAGAGCACCUCUUACCUAUGUGACUAGCACGUUCGAUCAACACAACCAAUCAGAACUCCAGGUCCCCUACCAGUCAUCAUCUGAUAGAUCGUACCAGCAAUUUGAUGACGGCACAGAGGUUGGACGUCGAACAGAAGAGCAUCGAUAUCCCCAAAGGGAUCCUAGGUAUGUGGAUCUAGUAAAGCCCCCUGGUUGGUACAGAGAUAGGAUACGAAUACUAGCAGAGGAGGCACCCAGACUCAGAACUCUUGUGUCAACUGUAUGCCGACACCAUAAGAACACAAAUCUAGCCGUAUUCGAUUAUGACAUCGAUGGGAACAGUAUUGCAGACCAGAACAGGGUCUCGGAUGAGAGACAUUGGGAUGGUAAUGCGGAGGCAUUCGCUGACGAAUUCAAAUUCGGUAUCCAAAGUGGGACAACCCGACGACUACUAUUUGUUCAAGAUCUGUCGCCCGGCAUGAUCGACUUAUUAGGUUCAACUUUUCAGAUUAAUCCCGAAUGCUUUUCGGAUCACCUCUAUCAAAGUGGCUACGGGGAUAGCCAAGUUGAUUCUCAAGCGUACUCUGAUUGGGAAAGUCUUCCGUCUAUCAAAGAUCACACGACUUUCGAAUGGUACCGUCCGGUACUACCGCUUUUCCCCAUCAAGAAAAGUUUCAGAGAUGCGUUACUAGACAAACACGCACCACUUGCGAAGUGUCAUCAUGCUGGAUGCGGAAAAACACACGCACUUGCAACGAAUUCGAAUAUUUGGCGUCGGCCGUGGAAGCUCAGUCCGUUUCCAACGACCUCUGGGUCAGCGGACGACAAAUCUCCCAUGGGAUGGUGUGAAAGAGUGACUGUAUGGACGAAAGUAUUUGGUGGAUGCUUGUUCAUAAUUAUACUAUUGGAUCCACUACCUCUCCUUGACCAAACAGUGCCCAAGAUUGGAGAAAGACGUAGGCCAGAGAUCGUGAAUCGUCGGACCAAUACGCCGGUUUCUAGGAGAAGGUACAAUGAAUCACAACGUCAGUCCGAAGAAAGUAAUGAAGGUUUCGCAUCUGGAAUUGAUGACACGGCCUCAAGUAGACAGAAUUUUGCGGCUCCAAAUAUCGUUCACCGGUCCGUUAAGCAUUAUCCGUUCGCUCCUUUCCAACAAAUGAUCGCUCGUGGGCCAUCUGCAGUAGCAGAUGAUCAUCUUCUAGCCACUACCGUGAUCGAUGAUAUUCGCAAGCCCAAGUCCACUUGGGUUGAGAGCUGCCAACUCUCAGUCGCUAAACACAUUGACCCAUUGACGUUUCUCUUCGGGGCAAUACACAGUGAUAUCGAUGGCGUAUUGAGGCUAGUUCGCUCGUCCAUUGACACAAUCAGAACGAGCCGACAGGAUCAAGCACUUGUUCAAGAAAACGUAUGGUAUUGGCGAGAGCUUCUCAACCAAUAUGAGGACAAGAUCGAGCGGAUGAAAGGUGGUCUUGAAGAGUUGAUUAGAUUCAUAUUCGUAGGUGCCGAAAGAUCGAAAGCCGACUUUGCAAGCCACAAACACUAUGUCCCUGAGCGCACUCGCGACCAUGUCGAAGCAACCAUUCAACGUCUGGACGAGGUUGGCCGAAUGGUGGCAGUUGCCCAAGACCAACUCCGUGUCGAAUUGCAAAUGAUCGAUAGCAGACGCAGCAUUGCAGAAGCAGAGAGCGUCUCCAAGCUCACCGAACUUGCAUUUAUAUUCAUCCCUGUCACUUUUGCUGCCAGCUUAUUCAGUAUGCAGAUAAAAGAGCUAGGAGAUGGAGUGCCGGUCUGGCAAUUUGUCCUUGUGGCAAUCUCGUUCGUUAUGCUCGCCUAUAUCGUGCGGCUGUCGAUCCGCUCCGAAUCCGUCGUUGAGUUCAAGAAGGAAUGCUUCGACCAAGCUCGUCGACAAGCUGGGCUCGCAGAAAACACACCAAUACCCACUCGUGCCAUGUUAAAAUGGGCACUCCCAAGACUAUUUACCACUCUACGCGCUUUGAGUAUCAAUUUGAUACGCCUUUCGUUCAUACUGACCGCCAUUUUUGCCGCCAUUGCCGCCAUUCUGUCACCCAUAAUCACCAUGUGGACACGCAGAAUGAAUCCUGGCUUCUCUGCUGUCAUCACAGUAAUUUUACUUCUGCUCGACGGUAUCGCCCUGUGGCCUGUAGUAUCUGUGUUGACAAAUCUCGAUGACUUCAAGAACGAACUAAAAACGUGGCGUGCGUCACAGGAUGUAAGAUACUGGAAGACAAAGAGGCAAAGGCAGGACGAGGAAGGUGUCAUUGGAGAGCCCAGAAGACACCCCCAAAGUGCCUUUACAUAUAGGCAGGAAACUGGGGUCGAAAUGGUCCAGCGGGUUCGGCGUUGAAGAUCAAUCUCGCUCUCAUUCAUCGUCCCAUACAUCCUAACCAUGUCACGAGCCUGAAAUGAAAGAUACUAUAUGCCUGCUCAAUCGACGGGGAGGUACGAUUCCUCGACCUUAAGGAAACUCAUCUCACUUCUCACUCCAACCGCGCACUUUCCACGGAUCUCAGGACACUUAUCGAUCCAAAUACGCCUCCAAGAUCGUCACUCUCUACUUCUGUCCCCAUGAUGAUGCGGAGGAAAAUGUAUCCGACCUAAAUGCCACUCGUUCAGCCCAACAAUAAGCGAAACUCAUGCUAAACGCUGAAACCGACAAUUACCAGAUGGAGUAAUCUGAAACACACACAAGCAACCCUCCUUCUCUGCAAGCGAGCACAUAUCGGUAUAAUCUGUGUGCACAGGUGAAUGCGAAACAUGUGUGGCUGACACGGAGUCUGCCCAUCCACUCGUUACAAGUCGUCAGUCUUUUAUCUUAGGCCUGGAC
This is a messenger RNA of Pseudovirgaria hyperparasitica, 3583 nucleotides long. RefSeq lists its product as uncharacterized. The transcript has 2 exons. The coding region runs from base 152 to 3103 and encodes 983 amino acids. The record is from RefSeq and is a predicted model, not a curated record. NCBI's taxonomy places the organism in Eukaryota, Fungi, Ascomycota, Dothideomycetes, Acrospermales, Acrospermaceae.